AUGGAUCAAGCCUUGGCUACCGUGGAGCUUCUUGAGCUCAUUCUCCUACAGCUUGAUUUUCAGACAAUACUCACGUCUGCCAGCCGCGUCUGCCAUGACUGGAACAAUGUCAUCCGAGGCUCCCCUAAACUCCAAGCGUUCCUGUUCUUUCGGCCGGAAAGGCCGGCACUGAGCAAUUUGCGCUGCCACGAAGAGAUCCGUACGAACCCACUUGUUGACGACAAGCUGAACCAACUCAUGGCUACCACACCGGGCGAUUCGCAUCCAUCACAGCUCGACAGAUUCCUUCAAGCCGACGCCAGCUGGCGCAGAAUGCUGGUGCAACAACCGGCGCCUUUGAAGAUGGGAGUGUGGAGGAUAGAGACGGGGUGCUACCUCCAAGAGGGAUUCAAAAACACGAUAGAAGUCUUGGAGCUCACCGACAAAGAAGACCUUCGCAUGGAAGCCCUCGUGGAAUACGGUCAGGCGAGGAAACCAGGCUACACUUAUACCGUGUAUUCAGGAGGCCAAGGCCGAAAGCGCUUGGAUCAUGAGAAGAAAUCGCUCUUCAUACAAAAGGCCCUAAGGCCUGAACGGAAUUCAAUACUGAACAUGUUGGAGGAGUGUGACCUGGUGGUGAAGCUUACUAGAUGGUCACAAACAAGAGAAUAAGACAAGAGAAGAACGUUGGGUCUGCAGCAGAGCUAGGGAGUCACCAGUAUAGAUAACCGGGUUGAAGAGGCGGGAUAUUGAGAAAUACUUAAACAUAUAUAUAUAUAAUGUUAAUCGAAGAUGUCGGUAAUCUU
This is a messenger RNA of Cryphonectria parasitica EP155, 785 nucleotides long. RefSeq lists its product as uncharacterized. NCBI's taxonomy places the organism in Eukaryota, Fungi, Ascomycota, Sordariomycetes, Diaporthales, Cryphonectriaceae. Bases 1 to 651 code for a protein of 216 amino acids. The transcript has a single exon. Gene Ontology annotation, molecular function: protein binding. The record is from RefSeq and is a predicted model, not a curated record.